CUCGGCCCACACAGCCUAUAGGAUAUACCCUCUCGGCUGUUCCUGAAGAGAUUCUACCAACAUGUUGCUGUUCAUCGCUUUGUUGCUUCACGUCUUCUCCGGUGUUGUUGCUUAUGAUGUCUGUGAAAUAUUUGACCCCCCUAUUGAUUACAACCAACACCGGUAUUAUCAAUCCUCCUUCUACUACAAAGACGCGGAACAAGCUGAAAAAGUAUGUUCGUCUUGUGGCUGGUACCUGGCAGAAAUCAACAACGAAGCUGAAUUCAGGUUUGUGCAGACCCUGGCCAGGAGUGCAAAAACCGAAGGUCUGCUGCUAUCUGGAAAUGACGUGAACAUGGAGGGCUAUUGGGUGUUUCAGACCAGUAAGCAACCUGUCACAUUUUUUGACUGGUAUGGUGGAGGACCGGACAACUACCAAGGUCGUGAAGAUUACCUAACCAUUCAUUCAGAUUUCGGCUACCAAAUGAAUGAUGUGUUUUUUGAACCGACCAGAAAUUAUAAGUUCUUGUGUGAAGUAGAUAGGUAGGAAUAUGUGUUUGACCUAUGAAAUAUGACUUGGUGUCAAUCAAUAAAAGUUCAAAUUAAACAUUGAUUAUAAAGCUUCCAGAACUGUU
Messenger RNA from Physella acuta, 614 nucleotides. Its product is annotated as alpha-N-acetylgalactosamine-specific lectin-like. The record is from RefSeq and is a predicted model, not a curated record. NCBI's taxonomy places the organism in Eukaryota, Metazoa, Mollusca, Gastropoda, Physidae.